Auxenochlorella protothecoides is the source of this 1239-nucleotide messenger RNA. Its product is annotated as Glyceraldehyde-3-phosphate dehydrogenase A, chloroplastic. Gene Ontology annotation, biological process: glucose metabolic process. The coding region runs from base 1 to 1239 and encodes 412 amino acids. The record is from RefSeq and is a predicted model, not a curated record. Lineage: Eukaryota; Viridiplantae; Chlorophyta; Trebouxiophyceae; Chlorellales; Chlorellaceae. Gene Ontology annotation, molecular function: NADP binding; glyceraldehyde-3-phosphate dehydrogenase (NAD+) (phosphorylating) activity; NAD binding. The transcript is spliced from 3 exons. Gene Ontology annotation, cellular component: chloroplast.
AUGCAGGCGCUGUGUUCUCACCCCGCGUCCCUCACGGCGCGUGCGGUACCCCAUGGGCGGGCCAGCCCAGCACAGCGGGUGUCCAGCGCCGGCCCGGCCUACACCGGCCUGUCCCGGCACACCCUGGGCUGCCCCAGCACCCCCACCCUCCAGUCCCGCGCCGCGGUCCAGACCCGCAGCUCCUCCUCCGGCUCCACCACGCGCAUGACCACCACCGCCCAGCGCAAGAUCAAGGUGGCCAUCAACGGUUUCGGCCGCAUCGGCCGCCAGUUCCUGCGCUGCGUGGAGGGGCGUGAGGACUCGCUGCUGGAGAUCGUGGCCGUGAACGACUCCGGUGGCGUGAAGCAGGCCAGCCACCUGCUCAAGUACGACUCCACCAUGGGCACCUUCAACGCCGACAUCAAGAUCUCGGGCGAGGGCACCUUCUCCGUCAACGGCCGCGACAUCCGCGUCGUCUCCUCCCGCGACCCCCUGGCCCUGCCCUGGGGCGAGCUGGGCGUGGACCUGGUGAUCGAGGGGACUGGAGUGUUUGUGGACCGCAAGGGCGCCAGCAAGCACCUGCAGGCGGGGGCCAAGAAGGUCAUCAUCACCGCGCCGGCCAAGGGCUCCGACGUGCCCACCUACGUCAUGGGCGUGAACGCGGACCAGUACUCCAACUCCGACGACAUCAUCUCCAACGCCUCCUGCACCACCAACUGCCUGGCGCCCUUUGUCAAGGUGCUCAACGACCGCUUCGGCAUCGUGAAGGGCACCAUGACCACCACCCACUCCUACACUGGCGACCAGCGGCUGCUGGACGCCUCCCACCGCGAUCUGCGCCGCGCACGCGCAGCAGCGCUGAACAUCGUGCCCACCACCACCGGCGCGGCCAAGGCCGUGGCCCUGGUGCUGCCGCAGCUCAAGGGCAAGCUGAACGGCGUGGCCCUGCGUGUGCCCACGCCCACGGUGUCUGUCGUGGACCUCGUCAUCCAGACGGAGAAGAAGACGUUCACCGAGGAGGUCAACUCCGCCUUCCGGGAGGCCUCCGAGGGCUACCUGAAGGGCAUCCUGGCGGUGUCCGACGAGCCCCUGGUGUCCUGCGACUACCGCAUGACCGACGUCAGCAGCACCAUCGACGCCGCGCUGACCAUGGUCAUGGGCGACGACAUGGUCAAGGUCAUCGCCUGGUACGACAACGAGUGGGGCUACAGCCAGCGCGUGGUGGACCUGGCGGAACUGGUCGCCCAGAAGUGGGAGUGA